CAGGUUUUCAAAGGCAAAAUGCUCCUCUAUCUGGCUUAUCAAAGUAUUGGAGUGAUCUAUGGAGAUAUUGGCACAAGUCCUCUUUAUGUCUACUCCUCCACAUUCUCGAGCGAGCCCUCUUACCAGGACUUGGUCGGCGUCUUAUCUAUCAUCAUAUGGAGUCUCACAAUGAUGGUCACGGUCAAAUACGUUUUGGUCAUCUUACAUGCAGAUAAUGAGGGCGAAGGUGGUACUUUCAGUACUUACUCGCUACUCUCGAGAUAUGCCAAUAUUACGAAACGCGACCCUCGUGAAGCUUCAUUGAUCAAAAUGGAACGUCAUCUUACUGGUGAUCUCAAGCGUCCGAACAGAGGAAUCAGGUCGAGUAUGGAAAAGAGUACAUUUCUUCGAGGACUUCUAAAGACCAUUGGUGUUCUUGCCGUGACUAUGGUCAUGUCAGAUGGCGUCUUAACUCCUGCUCAAUCUGUUCUGGGUGCCGUCCAAGGCCUGAACGUCGUCAAGCCGGAUAUUUCAUCAGCAACAGUUGUUGGGACAACUUGUGGUAUUCUCAUCCUACUCUUCCUGAUUCAACCCUUCGGAACUGAGAAGCUCGCUGUCACCUUCGCUCCCAUCGUCAUCACCUGGCUCGGCUUCAAUGCUGGUUUCGGAAUUUACAAUCUCUCGAAAUUCGACUAUACUGUCUUGAAGGCUUUCAAUCCUGCUCACGCAUUUGAAUUUAUGAUCAGGAAUAAGACCGACGGAUGGAAAAUGCUUGGUGGCAUUCUACUCGCCUUUACCGGCGUCGAAGCCCUCUUCGCGGAUCUAGGAGCUUUCAGCCGACGAGCCAUUCAGCUGAGCUGGCUAUGCUACACUUUUCCAUGUCUUCUUCUGGCGUACAUUGGACAAGCUGCCUAUAUCAGCGAGCACCCCGGAGCAUAUUCAAACCCAUUUUUCAAUUCGGCACCCCCAGGAAUGCUCUAUCCGAGUCUGAUCGUUGCCAUUUUGGCUGCCAUCGUUGCAAGUCAGGCAAUUAUCACUGCUACGUUCCAACUCAUGGCUCAAGUCAUGAAACUUUCGUAUUUUCCUCAGAUCAAAGUUGUCCAUACGUCCAAGCAGUUCCACGGACAGCUUUAUGUUCCAAUGCUUAAUUUUAAGUCGGCCCGGCUCCGGUUUAAUCGGUUGAUAAUGAUCGCCACGGUGCUGGUUGCCGCUAUAUACAACAAUACCACUUCUCUCGGUAAUGCUUACGGAGUCUGCGUUAUGUUCGUGACUCUGUUUGACAGUUGCAUGGUCGGCCUUGCCGCCCUGAUUGUCUGGCGUAUCCCGGUUUACUUCGUCUUCUUUCCAUGGCUGACGAUAGCUCUAUUGGAUGGCCUAUAUAUGUCGUCGGCGCUUAUAAAGGUUCCUCAAGGUGCUUGGUUCACAUUGACCUUGUCUGCUGUUCUCGCUUGCCUUCUUAUCCUAUGGCGAUUCGGUAAGGAGCAGCAAUGGGCAUCCGAGGCUGAGGAUCGGUUCCCAACGACGCACUUAGUCAAGAGGGGAGAACAUGGACUGAUCAAGUUAACGGACAAGUAUGGCGGUGAUGAUCUAUCGGUCAUCAAAGGCUUCGGAAUCUACUUCGACAAGGCGGGAGAGACAACGCCAGCCGUGUUUACUCACUUUGUUAGCAAGCUCAUAGCUGCACCAGAGGUCAUGGUGUUCUUUCAUCUUCGACCUAUUGAAACACCAUCUGUUGCACCAGAAUUACGAUAUACCGUAUCCAGGGUCGCCAUUCCCAACUGCUACAGACUUGUAGUCAGACAUGGGUACAUGGACGAAGUGAUCACGCCCGAUCUCGCAUCUCUCAUCUUAGAACAAGUCCGAGACUUCAUCAUCCGCCAACGAGUCUCUAUCAGAACAAAAGGAGCCACAAAUAUUCCAAUCCAGCCUCAAGAAAUCUCCUUCGAACCCUUGGCUCGGGAUGAGAAAAGUAUCGGCGACCCAGAAUCCAAGGAACAGUCAAUCUUGACCUCCACUACGGAAGAGAGCAUUGCUAUCGAUCUAGCCAAAGUCCAGAGUGCUUACGAUCGUCAAGUUCUCUACAUUAUCGGAAAGGAACAGCUUAGAGUCAAAGCUGGGACAAAGUUGUGGCGUAAGAUCUUGCUUAGUGCUUUUCUCUGGAUUAGGGAGAAUACGCGGACCAAGGUAGCGAAUUUGAGAGUGCAAACAGAUCGUGUGGUGGAAGUGGGAUUUGUGAAGGAUGUUUGA
This is a messenger RNA of Mollisia scopiformis, 2226 nucleotides long. RefSeq names its product potassium transporter. The transcript has 11 exons. The record is from RefSeq and is a predicted model, not a curated record. NCBI's taxonomy places the organism in Eukaryota, Fungi, Ascomycota, Leotiomycetes, Helotiales, Mollisiaceae. Gene Ontology annotation, molecular function: potassium ion transmembrane transporter activity. The annotation marks the transcript as partial. Gene Ontology annotation, biological process: potassium ion transmembrane transport. Gene Ontology annotation, cellular component: membrane.